UCUAAAACGACGUCGUUUAGUGACCCAACUUCCGCAGAGAAAAACCCCGAACCCUAAAAUCGAAUUGGAUCGAUCAUUUUGUAUUUGCACAAACGGAGGAGAAACAUGGUUGUAAGGCUCCGAUUAUCGAGACUAGGAUGCAAAAAUCGACCAUUUUUCCGGGUAAUGGCAGCUGAUAGCAGAUCCCCCAGAGACGGGAAACACAUCGAGGUCCUCGGUUACUUCAAUCCUCUCCCAGGGCAGGACGGUGGUAAGAGAAUGGGUCUCAAGUUUGACCGAAUCAAGUACUGGUUAUCUGUUGGUGCUCAGGCAUCAGACCCGGUUCAACGUCUCCUUUUCAGAUCCGGUUUACUUCCUCCUCCUCCAAUGGUGGCUAUGGGACGUAAAGGUGGAGAGAGAGACACUCGCCCUGUUGAUCCAAUGACAGGUCGCUAUGUGGAUGCAGAGAAAACACCAGCCAUUAGCGACAACAAGCCUAAGGAAGAAGACGACAGCCCAUGAUUUUCAUUAGACUAAGGAAGAAGACAAGAGGAGCCCAUGAGUUAGCCUUUGUCGUUGUAGCUUAUCUAAGUUCAGUAUGUGUAAUGCACAUUCCUAGUUGAUCUUGGCUUAUUUCCUUUGUAAAACUUCCCUAUGUUUGGGAAUAAACGGCAAUGUGUUUAGUAGCUUUUGGCGAACCGGCACGCAUUUUGCAUUUGGGAAUUGAAUUUCUACCAUUUUUGUUGACGUAUAUUUUUAAAUCAUAAUAAUAUGUAUAUAUCUUUCUCAAA
This is a messenger RNA of Raphanus sativus (radish), 770 nucleotides long. Its product is annotated as 30S ribosomal protein S16-2, chloroplastic/mitochondrial. Gene Ontology annotation, biological process: mitochondrial translation. The record is from RefSeq and is a predicted model, not a curated record. Gene Ontology annotation, molecular function: structural constituent of ribosome. The coding region runs from base 106 to 501 and encodes 131 amino acids. Gene Ontology annotation, cellular component: ribosome; small ribosomal subunit. The transcript has 3 exons. Lineage: Eukaryota; Viridiplantae; Streptophyta; Magnoliopsida; Brassicales; Brassicaceae.